Molecule: messenger RNA, 1944 nt
Organism: Rubroshorea leprosula
Lineage: Eukaryota; Viridiplantae; Streptophyta; Magnoliopsida; Malvales; Dipterocarpaceae
Source: the annotation of a GenBank genome assembly
AUUUUUCCGAGCUUGUAGUAUCUGUUCCUUCCUCUCUCUCCAUGUUCCAUCUUCAAUGCCAGCACAACCCUUAAUCUUUCUCCACCGAUUCAUUUCGUUAGAAACUCUAAACCCAGUUUAAAUUUGUAUUCUUUUUUACUUUGUGUUUUAGGUGGAAAAGUUUCUGUCUUUGGAAAGAGAGUGAACCCAUUCUUCUUUAGGAAAGCAAUAAUGGCGACGGCUUUUCUCGCCGGAAUCGUGUUAGCCGCCUUGAUUUUGCCCGUGCCGGUGGUUCUAUGCGAGUUUCCGAUUACUUUAAAGCUGGAGAGGUCGAUUCCUCCUAAUCACCAACUCGAGCUGAGUCAACUCAGAGCUCGUGACGCGGCCAGGCACGGUAGGUUGUUGCAGUCUGCCGGUGGGGUCGUGGAUUUUCCUGUUUCUGGGACCUAUAAUCCGUUUCUGGUUGGGCUUUAUUACACGAAAUUACAGCUAGGUUCUCCACCACAGGAAUUUCAUGUGCAGAUUGAUACUGGAAGUGAUGUUUUAUGGGUCAGUUGCAACUCCUGCAAUGGUUGCCCACAAACAAGUGGACUUCAGAUUCAGCUCAAUUUCUUUAACCCACGGAGCUCAUCAACGGCUGCAUUCGUCUCUUGUUCAGACCAAAUGUGCAGUUUAGGACUUGAAUCAUCAGAUUCUGUGUGUUCAUCUCCACAUAAUCAAUGUAGUUACACAUUCCAGUAUGGAGAUGGCAGUGGGACAUCAGGCUACUAUGUCUCUGAUUUGUUGCACUUUGAUACAAUUCAUGAGGGCUCCAUCACAACAAAUUCUACUGCAACCAUUAUGUUUGGGUGUAGCACCGUACAGACUGGUGACUUGACAAAGUCAGAUAGAGCUGUUGAUGGGAUCUUUGGGUUUGGACAGCAAAGUUUGUCAGUUGUCUCGCAACUUGCUUCACAAGGAAUAGCACCAAAAGCAUUUUCCCACUGCUUGAAAGGGGAUAAUAACGGUGGAGGUGUACUGGUUCUUGGAGAGAUUCUAGAGCCAAAUAUAGUUUAUACCUCGCUGGUCCCAUCACAGCCCCAUUAUAACCUCAAUCUACAAAGUAUUUCUGUUAAUGGUCAACGGUUAGCAAUUGAUGAAUCAGUUUUUGCAACAUCAACCAACACAGGAACAAUAAUUGAUUCUGGGACAACUUUGGCAUACCUUCCAGAAAGAGCUCAUGGUGUCUUUGUCAGUGCUAUCAGAAGCACCAUUCCACAAUCUGUGCAGUCUGUUGUCUCCAAGGGAAACCAAUGCUAUUUAAUCACCUCCAGUGUCAAUGACAUAUUUCCUCAAGUUAGUCUCAACUUUGCUGAUGGAGCAUCCAUGAUUUUGAAUCCUCAGGAUUAUGUUGUACAGCAGAACUCUAUUGGUGGUGCUGCAGUUUGGUGCAUUGGCUUUGAUAAAAUUCCAGGGCAAGCAGUAACAAUUUUAGGAGAUAUUGUUCUAAAGGACAAAAUCUUUGUUUAUGAUCUGGCCAACCAACGGAUUGGAUGGGCUAACUAUGACUGUUCACAAUCAGUUAGUGUCUCGAUGACUGCUAAGAAUGGGAGAAGUGAAUCCAUCAACGCAGGACAGUUGAGUGACAGUUCACCACAGAACAUUCCAAAGAGCACCACAGCUUUCUUUAUGCAUCUAUUUAUGCUUGUCAUUGUACUAUUUUUGUAGCAUACAUAUAUCACAAACAAUGAGAGAAGUUUGAAAUUCUUCUCCAUUCCAUGGCAUAUUCUCUUGCUUAGUUACUAUGUCUGUAGAUAUCAUUGAUAUCAUUAUUUUCAUGAUUUAUUUUUCUUCUGCAGCCAUAAGCUGUGUUCAGUGCCUAGUGUUGAUGAGGAUUACAAUAUUUUUGUUAGGGUAACUUUCUUGACAGCAUUGUAAGUUACACCCAUACACGGGAUCAUUGGUUUAAUGACAUGUAUUACUGAU